Saccostrea cuccullata (small rock oyster) is the source of this 1041-nucleotide messenger RNA. RefSeq lists its product as uncharacterized. The record is from RefSeq and is a predicted model, not a curated record. The transcript is spliced from 8 exons. The coding region runs from base 427 to 1041 and encodes 204 amino acids. NCBI's taxonomy places the organism in Eukaryota, Metazoa, Mollusca, Bivalvia, Ostreida, Ostreidae.
UGGGUAUAUAAUAAAAGUAUGUAGCAGAUUUCUGGCCGCAUUCGAAAAAUUUCCUCAUGAAUGUUUUGACGCGGUUCCAAAAAAAACACGUGCAGGGCGGGACAACACCUUGAGAGAAGCAGGCUUGGAGCCCGUGGAUUGGCGGAAUCAAAGCAUCAAAUGAGAAUAAAAGCACCGGUUUAUGCAUCUUCUACUUUGGGAUCCACAUGAUAAAAAGAAUUUUAAAAAACAUUCAAAUACGUGUGCACUAUAAACAGAUACGUGGGGGUAUUUAAAGAAAAGGUGAAGGUCUUCGAAGGACGCCAUAGAAGGUAUAGAAAGCAUUAAUUAUCUCUCAGAUGACGAUUAACUAUAAAACGGACAUGAUUUCAGAGAUGUAGAGAGAUUAUUACAAGAGGGAUAUACGACUUCAUUUCCUGUGUAACUAUGCAAGGUUUUGUCCAUUCUUGUCCUCAAAACCUUACAGAAGCUAUAAAGGCCUCUACAAGGCUUGGCUGUGGUCGUGACAAGUAUGGUAAUGAUCAGUAUAUAUGUCUCCCUAACAUCGAGAAGACUGGUCUGGUAGAAUUCUGUCACAAUGGAAUCAUGGGAAUAAUUCAAAGAGGAAACUGUUUGGAGACGACUGAGGGUAAACUGUUUCCACAUGACUGCUCAGGGUUUAUAGAAGGCUGUCCAGAUGAUCCUUACCGGAGCAAUGAGAAUUACAAUUAUCCUGCAUGUCAACAAAUCAACACACAAGAUCACUGCUAUCUUGCUGAUGCUUCCUGUUCAGUAACCACUACGACAAAACUUAAUCAAACAGCCACAAUCCAGGAGUAUGAAACUGCAGAUAUUGGUGCAAUAGUAGGAGGGCUGUGUGCUGGAGUGAUUGUUCUCAUCGUUCUGCUGUUCUUAGGGGUUCAUUUCUGGAGAAGAAAACAAAGAUGUAUAAAUAAAACAACAGAACCAAAUCCAGACAAAAUAUCAACAGACAAGGAUGACAGUCAUAGCAGUGUAGAUCCCAGUAAAAGUGAUGAAGAUGACAGUAAGAACAAAACUUAA